Molecule: messenger RNA, 697 nt
Organism: Pieris brassicae (large cabbage white)
Lineage: Eukaryota; Metazoa; Arthropoda; Insecta; Lepidoptera; Pieridae
Gene: CCHa2
Product: neuropeptide CCHamide-2
Exons: 6
Coding region: 67-462 (131 amino acids)
Source: RefSeq, a predicted model, not a curated record
GGGAACUACUAAUCAUAAAAUCAUGAAUCAAUUGGUUUGCAGUGUCAUCUAAGUAUCAGGUACACAAUGGCGCAAAACUUACUAGCACUGUCUGUCAUCGCGAUUCUAGUCAUAUCAGUUGGCGUGAGCGCUAAACGUGGGUGUUCGGCUUUUGGCCAUUCCUGUUUUGGAGGACACGGGAAGCGCUCAGAAAACUCACAGGCAUCAAGCUCCGAAAUACUGAGUGGUCGACAACUGGGACAGGAAGAGACUCCACCUCACCCUGUCUACCCGCACUCUGGUUAUGGAAUCUUGCCUUCUGGUGACGACAUCAUACCGAUCAGGGAUGGUGGUGUAUACGAACGCGACGACAACCCAAGAGAUGUAAUGAGAAUGAAGCUUCGAAAUAUCGUUAAAAACUGGAUGGAAAACAUCAGACGAUCGCAAGAGAAUGAAGACGGACUCUACAUUGAAGCUUUGUAAAUCUUUGUAAUUUAAUACCUAUCAUAUAGAUUAUAUCAAUUUGCUAUGAACUGUCGUCAAUUGUUUAAAUUAGCGACGCUAAUUAUGACUUCUAUAAAAUUGAAUUUUAGUUCAAGAUUAUUCUAUUUCCGCAAUCAUAUUUUACUCUUUAAGGCUGGGUUUUCAAAUUCCUAUUGUAUAUAUAUAUUAAAAUAGGUUCCAUUUUUAUAUUAUAUAGAUGACUUUGUGGUAUACU